CUUUAACGUUCGAAGAAAUCUUGUAAUGGUGAUUAUUAGCAGUGGCGUAGCUUUAACCCGUACAUGUUCACCGUGCCUUGUAUUGCGCCGGAGAUUCUCCGGAAGAGCCACGUGUUGCUCUGUUUCUCUGAACGGGAAGAGAGAAAACUCAGAAAAGGAGAAGGUGAUUGUGAUUUCUGGUCCCACAGGCGCAGGUAAAAGCAGACUCGCCCUUGAGCUAGCUAAGCGUCUCAACGGAGAAAUCAUUAGUGCUGACUCUGUUCAGGUGUACAAAGGCCUUGAUGUUGGAUCUGCCAAGCCAUCAGCAACCGAUAGAAAGGAGGUGCCCCAUCAUCUUAUUGACAUUUUGCAUCCAUCUCAAGACUACUCUGUGGGGCAAUUUUUCGAAGAUGGAAGACAAGCUACUAAAGAUAUUCUUAGUAGAGGGCGUGUUCCCAUAGUUACAGGUGGCACUGGAUUGUACCUGCGAUGGUUUAUCUAUGGGAAGCCAGAUGUGCCUAAGCCUUCUCCAGAGAUAGUCUCUAAAGUCCAUGAUAUGUUGAUUGGUUUUCAAAACGAAUAUAACUGGGAUGGAGCUGUUGAGUUUGUGGUCAAUGCUGGUGAUCAAAAAGCCUCUUCUUUAGCUCGUAAUGAUUGGUACAGACUACGACGUAGCCUUGAGAUACUCAAGACAACUGGAUCUCCUCCGUCUUCUUUUCGCGUUCCAUAUGAUUCAUUUCGAGAAAACUUGAAUUCUCCUGAUGCCAAUGGCUUUGAAGAGAAUGGUUCAUCUGCUGAUAUCUCUAUCCAAAAGAUAGAAACGGAUUUGGACUAUGACUUCCUUUGUUUUUUCCUGUCAAGCCCAAGGGUUGAUCUCUAUAGAUCUAUUGAUUAUAGAUGUGAAGACAUGCUUUCAGGUGCUGAUGGAGUGUUGUCUGAAGCUAGAUGGCUUCUUGAUCUUGGUCUUCUUCCAAACACAAGUUCUGCUACUCGUGCCAUUGGUUACAGACAGGCCAUGGAAUAUCUCUCGAAAUGUCGUCAACAAGGAGGUGUAAGUUCCCCUGGAGAAUUCUAUUGGUUUUUGAACAAAUUUCAGCAAGCAUCCAGGAACUUUGCAAAAAGGCAAAUGACAUGGUUCAGGUGUGAGCCUAUGUACCACUGGCUUAACGCUUCUAAACCUCUGGAUGCUAUACUUGAAUUCAUUUAUGAUGCAUAUGAGAAGGAAUCAGAGACGUUGGUGGUUCCAGAUACUCUCAGGAUGAAGAAAGAAUUAAGAAACUCUCGAGAAGCAGAUGCACUUAAGGCAUAUCGCCCCAGAAACAGGCAUUUCGUAGGACGAGAUGAUUGUUCAUCCGUGUUAGAGUGGAUUAGUAAUGAAGGGUGUGUUAGUGAAGUUCCAUGCGUGGAAGGAACAGCAACAUAACAAGCAAGUGUGUAACUUUCUGUAAUGAAUUUUUGAGGAGGCAAGUUUUUUAGAUUUUUUUGGCAUCUUUUAGAUUAUGUUUUUGAUCAUCAUGAACUUUGGUCUAUUUUUUACUUACAAGUCUUAAAAUUCACACCCAUGUUGGUACU
Eruca vesicaria subsp. sativa (arugula) is the source of this 1551-nucleotide messenger RNA. NCBI's taxonomy places the organism in Eukaryota, Viridiplantae, Streptophyta, Magnoliopsida, Brassicales, Brassicaceae. The record is from the annotation of a GenBank genome assembly.